Molecule: messenger RNA, 555 nt
Organism: Colletotrichum lupini
Lineage: Eukaryota; Fungi; Ascomycota; Sordariomycetes; Glomerellales; Glomerellaceae
Exons: 2
Coding region: 1-555 (184 amino acids)
Source: RefSeq, a predicted model, not a curated record
AUGAACGCGUCGGAGACCUGUUGUUCAACGAACUGUCAGUCGCCCGGUACAAUGCCCAGCAGUAACAACGAGUAUUUCUGGACUUGCUGCCUGGUCGUCAGUCGCCGACUGAGGGGGGGUGGUAAGAGUCCCGCCGAGGUGGUCCGUCAUGUGAGCAACGACGACGUCCUCCGGUUCUUGGUUCCGGACUGCAGGUAUGUCGGGGCCGGCCGAGCGAACAAGUCAGAACACCACCCGGGGGGUAGACGAGAGGCCCAAGAUGUACAGGACGUAAGCAAGCAGUUGACGCGAAGGACGCAGUGCGUACGUUUUUCCGGUCUAGCGCAGAGCCGACGGGGCGGAUUUGGCCACACCCACAUCCCACGUUGUUCCAUGCUUUGCACCCAGCAGGCUGGAGCAGGGCGAGGGUGUAAGUCCAUAGGGCUGAAGGAUGCUGAGGCUUUGUCAACCGUUGAACGACGACGUUGUACAAACUCUAUGGAGUGCUGGAUCGUGGCCGAGAACGAUCUCUUGCAUUUACGGCGUUUCAGUCUCAAUCAGCCUGGUGGAUCAUGA